Messenger RNA from Scophthalmus maximus (turbot), 3104 nucleotides. It is a transcript of the gene mid1, whose product is annotated as midline 1. The transcript is spliced from 11 exons. Bases 310 to 2379 code for a protein of 689 amino acids. Gene Ontology annotation, molecular function: protein binding; zinc ion binding. The record is from RefSeq and is a predicted model, not a curated record. NCBI's taxonomy places the organism in Eukaryota, Metazoa, Chordata, Actinopteri, Pleuronectiformes, Scophthalmidae.
CAACUUUUCCUGUUGUGCUCGCUCUACCUCUUGCUCAAUCUCUCGCGCUAAUGACAGCUCUGCUGCAGGAUUACUAGGGAGGUGGAGACCCGAGCCAUCUGGAUUGUGCCCCUCUCGUUCUCUCUCCACAGCAUGCUGGGGCUUAUGCGGCCGCUGCGUUCGUAUAGUACAUGAGUGUAUUUUCAUGAUUCAAGUCAGAAGUUCUCCUUCAGCAGAAAUGUCUCGGGAGUGCAAAGCGGGGCGAAAUCCAUCGAUAGCUGAUCAGCUUCCCUGGAUUUCGCAGACAUCUCCUGUUUGUUUUGCCUGAAAAUGGAAACACUGGAGUCGGAGCUGACCUGCCCAAUCUGUCUGGAGCUCUUUGAGGACCCGCUGCUCUUGCCCUGUGCUCAUAGCCUUUGUUUCAACUGUGCCCAUCGCAUCCUGGUCUCCCACUGCACCCCCAGCGAGCCGAUCCAGUCCAUCAGCGCCUUCCAGUGCCCGACCUGUCGCUAUGUCAUCACCCUCAGCCAGAGGGGCCUAGAGGGACUCAAGCGCAACGUUACCUUACAGAACAUCAUUGACCGCUACCAGAAAGCCUCCCUGAGCGGACCUAACUCUCCCAACGAGACUCGGCGCGAGCGAGCCGCCCCCGACAGCAAAGCCAUGACGUCUCCCGGCGGCCGCGUGCAGUGUCAGUUCUGUGAGCAGGACCCUCCGCAGGAUGCGGUGAAGACCUGCGUCACAUGUGAGGUGUCCUACUGCGACGAGUGUCUCAAGGCCACGCACCCCAACAAGAAGCCCUUCACUGGCCACCGUCUGAUUGAGCCCUUGCUGGACUCCCACCUGCGGGGGCUCAUGUGUCUGGAGCACGAGGACGAGAAGGUCAACAUGUACUGUGUGACAGACGAGCAGUUGAUCUGUGCGUUGUGUAAGCUGGUCGGCCGACACCGAGACCACCAGGUAGCAGCCCUCGGCGACCGAUUUGACAAACUCAAGAGAACUUCUGGCCGCUUUCUCUGUGUGGGGGGCGAUCACUCGCACCAGGAGACGGACCAGCAAGCCCUCGAUUCCAACCUCAACAGUCUAAUCAAGAGGACCAGUGAGUUGGAAAGUCUGAUGGGCAAACUUAUCCAAACCUGCCAACAUGUGGAGGUAAACGCAUCGCGACAAGAAAACAAGCUGCUUGAGGAGUGCGAACUGCUGAUUAAUAUCGUACAGCAGCGGAGACAAAUCAUAGCUACCAAGAUAAAGGAGGGGAAGUCUGUGCGAAUGAGGAAGCUAGCCCAGCAGAUAGCCAGCUGCAAACAGUGCAUCGAGAGGUCCUCCUCCCUCAUCUCCCAAGCAGACCAAACCCUCAAGGAGACGGACCACGCCCGCUUCCUUCAGACGGCUAAAAGUAUCUGUGAGAGAGUGUCUAUGGCAACGGCAUCCUCUCAAAUCCUGUUACCAGAAAUCAAUCUGAAUGACACUUUUGAUAGUUUCGCUCUGGACUUCACGAGGGAGAAGAAAAUGCUAGAAAGCUUGGAUUACCUCACAGCACCAAAUCCACCAGCGAUCCGCGAGGAGUUGUGCACGGCUUCGUACGACACGAUCACAGUCCACUGGACGACGGAUGAUGAGUUCUCCGUUGUGUCGUAUGAACUUCAGUACGCCAUCUUCACCAGCCAAUCUAAUGUCGUCAGUUUAUGUAACUCUGCUGAUAGCUGGAUGAUUGUGCCAAACAUCAAGCAAAAUCACUACACUGUGCACGGACUCCAGUGUGGCACAAAGUACAUUUUUAUAGUGAAGGCCAUAAACCAGGCUGGAAAACGCAGCAGUGAACCAGGGAAACUCAAGACAAACAGUCAGCCAUUCAAGUUAGACCCAAAGUCCGCUCACCGGAAGUUGAGGGUGUCCCACGACAAUCUGACAGUGGAGAGGGACGAGACAUUGUCCAAGAAGAGCCACAAUCAGGACCGCUUCUCCAGCCACAGCAGCUACGGUGUCACAGGGAAUGCAUACAUCGACAGUGGCCGCCAUUACUGGGAAGCUCUGAUCGGAGGAAGCACGUGGUUUGCGGUGGGCAUUGCAUACAAGUCCGCACCAAAACAAGAGUGGAUUGGCAAAAACUCCGCCUCCUGGGUGCUGUCUCGCUGCAAUAACUCGUGGGCGGUGCGUCACAACAGCAAGGAGAUGCCUAUUGAGCCUUCGCCCCACCUGCGGCGUCUCGGAGUACUGUUGGACUAUGACUCUGGAUCGCUGUCUUUCUACGAUGCCGUCGGCUCUCAGCACUUGCACACGUUCGACAUCGCCUUUGCUCAGCCAGUUUGCCCCGUUUUCAACGUGUGGAACCGGUGUCUGACGAUCCUCACGGGACUGCCCAUCCCAGAUCACUUGGAGGGGGCGGAUUUCAACAACUGAUGAAACGUGUCCUCCUGGAUUUUCUUUGUGCGCCCCCCCAAAAAACAAACAAACACCAGAGUACCUGCACCUCGUUGACUCUGAUGACAACAUACUUCAUGUUGGCAAAAAUAAAAACAGUAGCUAAAUGAGAUGCAGUUAAUAGCCCUGGUGUACAAGCCUAUGUUGAAAUUAAUUGGAAUUAUUUAAGAAAUGAUUUACAGGCAUCUGUAAAUUUCCCUCUUUGCUUUGCACAUUUAUGUACAUUUGUCAGCUGGAUGGUUUUAAGGGUUUCUUAUUUUUAUUUCAUGUCUUCCAUUCCUGUGUUGUUAGGGUGAUAAAUCUUUAGGCACAAGUGACAAGCUGACUCUUUGUCUCUAAUGUUUUUGCGAGCUUGUAUUAUAAGGUAAAUGUAAGGGUUUUUUAAAGAUUGUGUAAUUCAUUGCACUUUGAUGAGACAAAGUUGUCACUAUAAAAUGUAUUUCUAAGCCAUUUGUACCAUAACACAAAUGUUUGCUUGACAUUGUUUUGUAAGGGAAAUGCACUUGAAUAGAUCAGAUCACUAGUACACAGUUUAACGUAGACAUUUCUAUUUGAAAUUAGUCAGCCUCUCAUUGUAUACAAAUGCUCUAAUGCAUUUCAGCAUUAAGAGCUAAUUAAUUUUCUUACUGUAGUCAUUUCAGAAUUUCUCAGCAUCACAGUUUAAUUCCUCUCUGAUAAGAUAAAAUAAAAGUGACUUCAUUUGA